ACAAUCAUAUGGAGCAAUGGAGUGCGUUAAUUGUGCUGUUAAAACAAAUAAAUACAAAUGCAGCAAGUGUCUGCUACCUUAUUGUUCUGUAAAUUGCUAUAAAACACAUAAGGAGUCUCCAGAGUGUGCGCGCACGCUAGCAAAAGAACAGCCAGGGCAGCUUGACAAAGCCGUGGCAGAAGAGCCUACAAUUUAUCCGCCCUUUAGCACAGAGGACACCUUAACACCUGCGCAGCUGGAGCAGCUAGGCAAUAAUGGAACUCUGCGCGAUCUGUUGUGCAACCCACAUUUGCGUAGUCUAUUGCAGCAAAUUGAUGUGUCGCACAAUGCACAGCUGGCCAUGACGGCAGCCAUGCAGGAGCCCCUGUUCAUAGAAUUUGCCAAUGCUUGUUUGCAGGAGGUAGAGCCUAUGAGUGACCAGGAACGUGCAGAAUUAGAAUUAUGCAGUUGACAUGUGUGACAUAUGUGAAUUAUAUUUGGUUUCGAUUAAAGCUAAGUUAGUUAAUACAA
Molecule: messenger RNA, 510 nt
Organism: Drosophila busckii
Lineage: Eukaryota; Metazoa; Arthropoda; Insecta; Diptera; Drosophilidae
Product: zinc finger HIT domain-containing protein 3
Exons: 3
Coding region: 17-451 (144 amino acids)
Biological process (GO): snoRNA localization; box C/D snoRNP assembly; maturation of LSU-rRNA from tricistronic rRNA transcript (SSU-rRNA, 5.8S rRNA, LSU-rRNA)
Cellular component (GO): nucleus; pre-snoRNP complex
Molecular function (GO): protein binding
Source: RefSeq, a predicted model, not a curated record